This is a messenger RNA of Parathielavia appendiculata, 2328 nucleotides long. RefSeq lists its product as uncharacterized. The transcript has 4 exons. Bases 323 to 2239 code for a protein of 638 amino acids. NCBI's taxonomy places the organism in Eukaryota, Fungi, Ascomycota, Sordariomycetes, Sordariales, Chaetomiaceae. The record is from RefSeq and is a predicted model, not a curated record.
CACCAGCAUUGUACGUCCAUUGCGCACCGAAUCUACACUGACGUCAAUUAGUCUCAAUUUUUCCACCCUUGGUCGGCCUCCGAUAGUUUACUGCCGUCCUUGGGAUCCUGACUUUCUGUCGAAGCUCCCGUGCGACGUCACGACCAUUGGCCAUCCAAAGCCGAUAACAUCCCUGGGAUCACCACUGCGGCGCGCCAUUGAUUUUGGAUUGGGAAUGUUUUUGGGUGACAGGCGAUUCUAGUUUUAUCGGGACUAGUCUUGCCGUGGUAAAUUUGGUUGAGACGCAAGUACGGCGAGCCAGUCGCGGUUUCCGAACGCCGCAAUGCAGCGAUCUCAACAGCUACGGACGGCGACCCAGACCCGUCGAAGCGCCCGCACUGGCUUCCCGGAACCCGACGACUUUGAAGGUCUUCCCGUGCGACAAUGGCGUCAGGAGUGGGUAAACGUUGCGCCGUCGCUGCAGCAGGAGAUGGCCCAGCAAGGCGACCGCUGGGCGGUUGAGCUACCGUAUGGCAUGCCGAGGGAAUCACAUCUGCUUCCACCGCACACCCAAGAACUCCUACGCGCCGCCCGAUCAGGUCGACUGUACAAGCGCCCCGCGCCGGCGGAGGAGGAGGAGCCCGACGCCGAUGUCGAUGCUGUCAAGGGGGAGAAGAAGGACUGGGAGCCGCCGAGCGAGGGCUACAUGGUCAAGAUGUGGAAGCAGGUGCCACGCAACGCCGAGACUCCAACCGUCUCCCACCUGGCGAAGCGCCACAAGAACACCGUCACAUUAGCCUCGAAGGCGGCAGUGCCCCAGCCAUCGGGGCCCACGGUCAUCCGGGCUACCGUCCGCAGGAUCGACGCGGCCGGCAACCCCUACGAACAGACCGUUACCCUUGCCGAAGGGCAGCAGGUUGACGGCGAGAUUAUCUCGACCACCGUCGUGCAAGCGUCAGCAGCAGCACAAGCAGAGUUGCCAGCCCAGCAGACAACACCGGUUAGGAGGAGGCCUCCGCCCCCUAAGCGGAAGGCGAAGGGACCAGGGCGCGGGCGGAAGAAAGGCAAGCUGCCCUUGCCAAUACCCGCGACGAGGUCACACGCUGCUACUGCAACUGGGGAGUUGCCCCCCAAAUCCGAGUUUCCCGAGUCUGAUGGAAUCACAAUUGAGGGCACCGAGGAUAGUGCAAAUCAAGACAGCGAGAUGGCCGAUAUCUCGGGUAUGCCCUCUGAUGACGAAGAGGGGGAUGGUGGCGAAGGCGAGGAAGAUGGGGAGGGAGGAGACGAAGCUGGCGACGAGGAAGCAGACGAAUUUCCAAACGUCGAAGACGUUAAUCGGGACGCUCCUGAGCGGGAAGCUGAGGACUCGGAGAUGUCGGAGGCUAUCCGACCCACCUCUGUCGAGGAACCCGAGGAACCGCGGCCUGCUCCAGAAGAGGAGGAAGUGGUUACCAUACCCAAGCUGCGCUUCCAGCCACCGAGUCUCAGCAACCUCGGACCGCCCCACGCUUCGACAAGGAUGGAAGGGAGCCCCUUGAAGAAUGUCAUGAUCCAGUCGCCCACGGAACCCCCACCGUUGUUUUCGCCGCAGGCGGCGAGCACAUCCUUUUCCGCGUCCAGCUACCUCGACGUGCAAUCUCGUACUGUCAGCCAGACGUACGCAAGCGAAACGACAAGGCACGGGAUACUGCCUUCGUUGAGGGACAAUGGAGCUUUCGGCCGGUUUGCGAGCCAGGACAGGGCAUCCGCCACGCGGCCGGCGGAGAUACCGCCGGCGGCACCCUCCCAGGCAUCCCAGGCAUCCCAGAUAUUAAAAGCAACAAUCACAAAUGACCAGCAACAAGGGACAUCAGGUACGCCAUCCGGCAACCCCACAGCCACCGAGCCCGCCAAACUGGCCACCGAGGCCGUUGCCGCAGCAUCACAACCUGGACCUCAACCAAUUCCCGAACUCCCUUCCCUUCAACCUCCCGACUCCCCCGCGCUACUCCCGACCGUAGCCGAGGACGAAGACGACGGCCUCAAUCUCCUAGGCAGCCUCGAGCGAGAGCUCGAUCGUCAGGCCAGCGCCAGUAGCGGCGGCGGCGGUAGGUCGGACGGCAAGAACACGCCCGUCCAAACCACAGCAGCAGCAGGAGCCGGGGCAACGGCAGCACCUUCGCCGGAAGAGGGGACAUCGUCUUCUGCGGAUGGCGUUCAGGCGUCAUCGGCGCCUGCUGAAUCAGCUGCGGAUUCGGCUGCUGUCAGCUCCUCCUCUUAGGAAAGAGGAAGGAAGAGCUGACCGAAGCCCGCUAUCUUUCAAAAGUUUGUGACACUUGCUAUACAAUGUCCGGGGAACCCGGGGAGUGG